This is a messenger RNA of Cloeon dipterum, 946 nucleotides long. It is a transcript of the gene Prx4, whose product is annotated as Peroxiredoxin 4. Bases 85 to 813 code for a protein of 242 amino acids. Gene Ontology annotation, biological process: cell redox homeostasis; response to oxidative stress; hydrogen peroxide catabolic process. Gene Ontology annotation, cellular component: cytosol; endoplasmic reticulum. Lineage: Eukaryota; Metazoa; Arthropoda; Insecta; Ephemeroptera; Baetidae. Gene Ontology annotation, molecular function: thioredoxin peroxidase activity. The record is from RefSeq and is a predicted model, not a curated record. The transcript has 5 exons.
CAUGCCGGUGACGGCGACCACGAUAAAAAUAUUGCCCCGCUGGCUACUUGGACCCAUGCCAGCAGAGAUUUAAUUAUUACGAGAAUGGCCAGUAAGUGUCGGCAUUUGCUGUUGCUGCUUUUGUCGGCGGCGGUUUCGGCCGACGAGUCGUGCCACUCUUUCGCCGGAGGCUCCGUGUACCCCGCGGGCACCGGCCGCAACAUCGAGCACAGCCUCCAGUUCACCAAAGCUGUCAUUUCCAAGCCAGCGCCGCACUGGGAAGGUUCAGCAGUCGUCGGCGGCGAAAUCACCGAAAUCAAGCUCAGCGACUACAAGGGAAAAUACCUCGUUUUCUUCUUCUACCCUCUCGAUUUCACGUUUGUGUGCCCAACUGAGAUUUUGGCCUUCAAUGACCGGCUGGAGGAGUUCAAGAAAAUCAACACGGAGGUGGUGGCCUGCUCGGUCGACUCGCACUUCACGCACCACGCGUGGACAAAGACCCCGAGGAACGAAGGCGGUCUCGGCAAACUGAAGAUUCCCCUUUUAUCAGACCUGAACCACAAAAUCUCCAAGGACUACGGCGUCUACCUCGAAGACCUGGGCCACACUCUUCGGGGCCUGUUCAUCAUCGACGACAAGGGCAUUUUGAGGCAAAUCACGAUGAACGACCUGCCCGUGGGCCGCAGCGUGGACGAAACGCUUCGGCUGGUGCAGGCCUUCCAGUACACUGACAAGCACGGAGAGGUCUGCCCUGCCGGAUGGAAACCUGGCUCCGACACGAUCAUUCCUGACAUUGAGGAAAAAAAGAAGUUCUUCGAAAACCACGUUUGGUAGUUCUGUGUUGCCAAAAACUGGAAAAUACCAUUCCUCAAAAAUGCAUGGGUGCAGCACACGUGACUCAAGACUUUCAAUCUAUGUAUAAUAAUUUGAUUUUUUAUAAAAGUAAAACUGCAUUUAUUUGUGGAGA